This is a messenger RNA of Penicillium concentricum, 414 nucleotides long. RefSeq lists its product as uncharacterized. The transcript is spliced from 2 exons. The record is from RefSeq and is a predicted model, not a curated record. NCBI's taxonomy places the organism in Eukaryota, Fungi, Ascomycota, Eurotiomycetes, Eurotiales, Aspergillaceae. Bases 1 to 414 code for a protein of 137 amino acids.
AUGGACCUCGCUCUUCAUGGUACGCUCUCCAACCACGGCAUUGUUAUAAAGCUAACUCAAGGACCCCCAGAUCCUGGUGAAUUCUUGCAAAAAUUUAGAAAAAUAAGAACGGGAAUUUAUGACGCUCCAGAUGACUUUGUCAUAAAACACGAUGCAGACAAAUCGCCCUCAUUUGAGCCUGUCAACGAAGAAUUAUGGGAAGCGUGCGCCGGAAGCAGCGUUGUCACGCAUUUUACACUUGAUCGGGUAUAUGAGGCCCUCCAGACAUCUGAGAAGUGCAACCACAUUUGGGCGCUAUUUGAACGCAUUUUUUUUAUUUCCCGGAAGUCGAAGAAAGAAGAAAUAUGCUCGAUCAGGCCGGGUCUAUACCGAGUGCCCAUUGGUAAGAAGAGUGUCAUGACAUUGUUAAGCUAG